Molecule: messenger RNA, 735 nt
Organism: Cyphellophora europaea CBS 101466
Lineage: Eukaryota; Fungi; Ascomycota; Eurotiomycetes; Chaetothyriales; Cyphellophoraceae
Exons: 1
Coding region: 1-735 (244 amino acids)
Source: RefSeq, a predicted model, not a curated record
AUGACCGUGGCUCAACUGGUCGGCCUCUUCGAAUCCAUAGACCGAAGGGCAAAGGCUGACGUGGUGCCCCGCCAGCUCAGGACCAUAUACCCUCCGAGCAGCCAUCAAGCCUUCACCGAGAGCAACAGCAACAACUUGGACUCGGUCGUCGCCAUGUCCGCUCGCAAAAUGAAGCUGUCUCUACACACCAUGUUCCACCACCAAGACCGCUCCUCUUCGUCUUCCGCAUCAUCUCGCUCCCGCUCCCGCUCCGCCCGCCGCAGCAGCCGCACGCCCACCGCCAGCACCUCAGCGGUCCGCCCCUCCAUGGGCCCGUCACCCACACCAGCCUAUCCCUUCCUCAACCGCCCACACACGCCCACCAACACUACACCAGGCUCCACCUCGCCGUCCGGCAUGCUCUCGCCCGCCAGUGCCAACACCUCGCCGGCCUCAUCCCUCAGCAGCCGUCACCACUACAGCCACCAUCCGUACAUGCGCCGCCAGCCAUCGGCGGUGGAUCUGGCAUUGGAGGCCGAGCGCGAUGCGGUCGGAGUCGAGAACAUCGGCCUCGGGCUCCUGGAGCCACGGCCACGGACUCGGGCAGCGAGUGGUGGAGCGGUGUCGCCGUCGUCGUCGGCUUAUGGCAUGUGCUCGUUGAUGGAGGUGUUGGGCGAGAGCCGUAGGGCAGGCAGCGUGGAGAUGGAGGUGGGGGUUCUGGAUGGCAUCUUUGAGGUCCUGGAGCGUGGGUCAUGA